Messenger RNA from Rotaria socialis, 1527 nucleotides. The record is from the annotation of a GenBank genome assembly. Lineage: Eukaryota; Metazoa; Rotifera; Eurotatoria; Philodinida; Philodinidae.
AUGUCGUUGGCUAAUGAACUAUUCGAUUUUAUUCUCAUUUAUUUAUCACCUUGUGAUGUUGUUAAGUCGUUAACUAGUAUAAAUAAACGACUUGACUUACUUAUUUAUCCAUUUAUACACCGAAUUGAUGUGUCGAAAAAGAAACCAGAAUGGUUAGAAAAGCAUUUAUUAUCAAUGAAACCUUUGAUAACGCACAUUCAAUUUAAUCAUAAACAAUUACGAUCAUUAUUCUCAACAGAAAGCAAAAUUCAUGAUCAAUACCAAUGUCUUAAAUCCAUGAUAUUGGAUCAUAAAUGCUGUGUUAAUGAUCGUCUAUUUAUUUCAUAUUUAAAUGUAUUUAAAACAAAAUCUUUAUCAUUAACAAUAAAUUUGCAUUCCGAUGGCGAUGAUGCUAUCGAUAAUAAUAUUGCAAUUGUAUUAUUACAAAAUGAUUCCUUACUAGAAGAAUUAAUAUUUACAAGUAAAAAUCGUUUCAGCUUAUCUUGGUUUUCAUUUCAACCGAAUAUAUUAAAAUUAAAUCAACAUUUAAAACGAUUAACUAUUAAAUUACAUUAUAUACAUGAUUUAUUUAUAUUAAUUGAAAAUCUAUCAAAAUUAGAAUAUUUAAAUGUUGAAGUUUGUGAGGCUGAAAAAAAAGAUAAACAUGAUUAUAUCAAUAUUCGAAAGCAAACUGCGACAUUAUCAAGAGUAUUAAAACAAUUGAUUGUUCAUUCGUUGGAUUUCACUUAUCCUCGUUUACUAUUAUUCUUGGAACAAUUUCAACAAUCAAUUGAAUUGUUAAAAUUAGACAUGUCAAUUUCUGAUCGUAUCGAUGGUGAAAUAAUCGAAUCGACGAUUAUAGCUAAAAUGCCACAAUUAAAAAAAUUCGAAUUUCUUUUUCACAUGUUUGUCAAAGAAAAUAUUAAUAUUGAUACUGGUUUAAACAAAUUGAUAUCAACAUUUCGAUCAUCGUACUGGUUAACUCGUUCAGUUAUUUGUUAUCAUGAACGAAGUUAUCCUUGUUUUACUGUAUUUUCUUUACCAUGGACAUUGGAAGAAUCUGAGUCAGUGACAAAUGAAAUUAUUAACCAUCGUACAAAUACAACAGUGCCAUUGCAAAUACAAAAUAUUAAAUCACUUUUUCUUGCUUCAACAAUCAUAACAUUGGAAUUUUUAAAAUUUAUUCAAAAAACAUUUCCCAAUUUGAAAACAAUGAUUAUAUCAUGGUUUACGUGUACUUUAGAUCUUGCAGUUCUUGAAGAAAAAAAUAAAAUAGAACUAGCAACGAUUAAAACAAUAAAAUACUAUGGCACAACAGAUGAUUUAGAAUUUCUUGAUUUUUUGUUAUUAAUACCUAAUCUUCGUUGUUUGACUGUCGAUGGUAUUACUGUUCAUAUCAUUAACGGUUAUGCUCCUGAAAACGAAUCAUUAAUUUCUUUAUGUAAACAAAUAAGCAAUUUGUGUAUAUUCAGAAACGCUGGUCGUUGUGAAGAUGAUGAAACAAAAGAGACAUUUCCCAAUGCAAAGAUCAGUUUCAAUGACAUUUAA